Messenger RNA from Penicillium robsamsonii, 1524 nucleotides. RefSeq lists its product as uncharacterized. The coding region runs from base 1 to 1524 and encodes 507 amino acids. The record is from RefSeq and is a predicted model, not a curated record. Lineage: Eukaryota; Fungi; Ascomycota; Eurotiomycetes; Eurotiales; Aspergillaceae. The transcript has 3 exons.
AUGCAACUACAACAGGAGCUUGCUCUGUCACCUGCUCUGCCACCUACCCUGUCACCUACCCCAGAUCUGCCAUUAUCAGACCGAGCACCAAGGGAUAUCUCUGGAGAUAUUGAUCUCUCAAAUAUUAUCACUGGCAGGCGAUCACGGAGAGCGAAACAAGACCCAGACUACGCAGCAUAUAUAGUCCUGGACGACUCCACCGAACAAGACCCUCCUGAAGUCCUCCACGCGUUCACAGUCAGUCUAAACGAGAGAUUUAACCAGAAAAAGAGACUACACAGAGACAAUCUGCCACCGGAGCCGAGAAAUAUGAAAGAAUUAAGGGUUCACCCUUACGCCAAGGAAUUCCUCACUGCAGCAAGUUACGAAGUCGAGACACUCCGCUGGAAAGAGACAGCAACUGAAGUCCAAAAUCCGACUGAUAAACGCUAUCAAAUCCUACCACUGAAAUGGGUAUUCAACUACAAACUCGACGCAGACGGAUAUCUCGAGAAAUUCAAGGCGAGAGUCUGUGUCAGAGAUCUACAGUGGUUAUCCACAGAGGAAAAGAAGGCAGCGACACUCGCAGUCAAAACAGCAAGAGCUGUACUCUCAAUAAUAGCAGCGUUCGACCUCGAUAUGCGGCAGAGGGACGUGAUCACAGCGUUCCUGGACUUAACUCUACAGACAGCAGUCUAUACAAGGUUACCCCCUGGGUUCGAAAGGGAGGGGUAUUGCUGGCUGCUCCACAAAGCGCUCUAUGGACUACGUCUAUCACCAAGGCUCUGGCAACAAGAGGCAACAAGGGGCCAAGCCAACUACACUCUAUCACGGCUUACGAGCGAAGACUCGGUCACAACAAUGCGACAAGCAUUAUUACCAGACCCGGUCGUGUUUGACGACAGUCGCCAAGCAUGGGCAAACAAUCCUCGAGAAUACACAAAAAGCCUCGAGGAUACACAGAAGAAUGUGGAAGCCAAAGGCAAUGACCUCGAAGAGGCCCAAAAAGCCCUUAUCAAUUAUGAGCGGACGUUCGAGACACAUACAAUUGAGGUGCGGUCAAUUGUGCUGGACAAAUGGGCUGGGAAGCCUAUCAGCAACACCAGAUGGUCUCAGCGGAACGCUGCUGCUCACGGAGGUAGCAUCCUUGCCGACUAUGAUGUGAUCCUCCGGGAGGUUGACCAGCCAGACUCGAGGGUGGACCGGUGGAAGCCGGCGUUUGAAUCUCACUAUCAUGUGUCGUGGGAGUUUCUUUAUGCCCGUGGAGGGCUUGGUUCAACUAGCAAAGAGCUGGUUCGGAUCUUUGAUUAUCUUGCGAAUGUUAGAUCGCUUGAGAAAUGGAAGGACUGGAAAAUUCAGUCCAACCCUAACACAUCUAAGAAGAUGAAAGAUCGUGCUAAAAUUGUUGAAAUCUGUACUAGCUGGAUCGAUAAGUGGGUGAGUGAUACCAUGGACACCAACCCGACAAAGGCUCAGAUGGAGAGACUACGACAGCUCUCCCGAAAGAGCGUGAUAUUGUUUUUAGCUCUACAAAGCUUGCUCUGA